AGCCAUUUUCUAAAGCAGACGGGUCAGUUCAGGUGUGUCCUGGCUUAACCAUUAAACACAGACCUUAUCCAGGGAAGUUCCUCUGCUGACCUCCUCAGAUCACUCCACACUGAGAGUUUCACUGGCAGCAUUUGAUCAUCUCGCCUCUUGUUUUCUGGAGAAAUGUUGGAAAAGAUCAUUUUCCUGCUUUGUUUGUUGCCUGCGUUGGCAGAACAGCUCUGUGCUCCAGAUGCUUCAGAUGGAUACCAAGUUCGACUCAGCAUCCGGACUGCUCUGGGAGAUCAAGCUUACGUCUGGAAUGAAAAUGAAAUGUUCCUUUUCCGAGCGACUCUGGCUUUUGCCAUGAGGAAUCACAUCAGCGGGGAGGAGUUUGGAGUGUCAAACAUCAUUGUGUGCGAUGAGACUCCCAGAGUGUCCUUCUGGUUUGUGGUGACGUUGCCUCUGAACUCUUCACGCCUUGUUGAAAAAGAAGUUGUGGAGGAGGCCGUCAGGAAGUCCCGGGGUCGGAUCAACAGUGCCUUCCUGCUGACUGAUAAAACCCUGGAGUUUCUCGGCAUCCCUCCCACCCUGGCAGCACCAGUCAACCCUGACACCCCUCCAUGGCUCAUUGUGUUUGGGGUGGUCAUGGGUCUCGUGGGUGCUGGCAUCAUUAUUCUGCUGGUGUCCUCUCUGGUGAAGAAACGCAAAGGGGAGAAGCAAACCGGCGGCGAUGACAUCGAAGAAGAAACACGGGUGAAACCGGUGGAAAAUGGCGGCACAAAUGAGGGUGUUUACAACAUGUCAUUCUCAGAUGAUGAGCGAUUAACGCAGAUGUAAAACAAAAAAUCUUCCAUGUAAACAAUAAGAUGGGGAAAAAGUUAUUGAUGCUGCUGUUGUUGCACUGUAAAAUCUGAUCUUUUUGAAGAUUAUAGAUUUAUAGUUUUGUGAUUAUAGAUGUUUCUCAUUUAAAUGAUUCAAAUUUUUUUUAAAUCUAUAUAUUUGUACUCCGUCAUACAAAGAAACAAGCACGUGCACAGUGUUUUCAUUUUCCACAUGAAUGUAAACUUUUUGUGUCGAUGGAUCAAACAUCUGUUUGUGAAUAUUUUGCAGUAGUCUAUCUGUGAUCUGCUCUUUGGAAAGAAACUAACUCUUCUAUACGGAUCAUAUAUCACCAUGUACCAUAUACUUAUUUUUUGGGCAAACAGAAUGAGAUGGAAACAAGACAUGAAACUGGUCCCAUUUAAGAUUUUAAGACAGAUGCUAAUCAUGUGUGUGUAGUGCUGGAAUUUAUGAAAAAAAAAUGAAAUCUUGAUAUUUGUAAGACAUUAUAUGAUACACAGUAUAUAUGUAUAUAUAGAUGUAUAUCUAUAUUUUUCUAAUUGGAGACAGUUGAAGGCGAUUGACUAGUUGCUUAUUAUAUUUAACCACAUUUUUUGCUAAAUGUACUUGAUCCUUUUGCUUUAUAUUUGUUUGUCAUCAUGUGUCUUUUAGCAGACUAGAGUGACAGUGAACCCCCCCUGAACUUAGUGAUGGGUUUAGCUGCAGUAUUUCAAGCAGUGCUCGAGCUCAUUAUCAUCAUGGUUGGCAAAAAUGUUACUAGACACAAUUUACAUAUUGUCAUGACAGUCAGAGCAGAGCAGCAUCCUUUGUACUUCGUGUCCUCUGUGUUGUUUAAAAUCGAGUCCCUGACAUGUGCUGUGGUUUGAAAGUGAAAGGCCUCUGUACUACGCUGCAGUAAAACAUACAGCUUCACUUCUCACUUCUAGGCCACUGAACACACUUAGAAACACGAUGUCUUUCAUUGUUCCAGAUGAAACAUGCUCACAUGAUCUGUGUUCAGCAACUAAAAGUUUGUCAGUUUCAAACUUGACUUUACUGCCUCCCGCUGGACACUUUGGGGAAAGGAAUAGGUUCAUUAUCUUUUUCUUUUUUUCUGCAUUGAACUGUAAUUUUUUCCCCCCAGAUACUAAAAUGAUUCACUUGCAUAUGUUCACACAUGGAAAACCUCACAUCUUGUGAAUCAUCAUCUAUGGAUACUGGAUGUUUCAGUAAAAACAAACUGCCUGUGUCUGUGUA
Molecule: messenger RNA, 2055 nt
Organism: Seriola aureovittata
Lineage: Eukaryota; Metazoa; Chordata; Actinopteri; Carangiformes; Carangidae
Gene: cltrn
Product: collectrin, amino acid transport regulator
Exons: 6
Coding region: 163-816 (217 amino acids)
Source: RefSeq, a predicted model, not a curated record